AUGUCUCAGCUGGCCCUCCUUCGAACCAUCUCAGCGGUGAACGCCGAGCCCCACGACGCGAACAUACGCGGGGCGAUCUGCGCGGAGCGCGCGGCGCUCUGCCAGUUCCAGCGUGACGAGGCUGGGUGCGGCGCCAAGAUCUGCCGCGUGGCCAUCGACGGCAUGGGCCCUGAGAAGGCGAUCGAGUUCAAGGCGAACCUGUGCAUACUGACCGCAGACGGCUUCAUGCAGUACCUGAAGUCCCCCAGCCGGCUCCGGCCCCAGCCGAUUUUCCCCGGGCCCUGCUGCCGGGAGUUCCUGGUGGCCACCUGCGCCCCCGAGACGGAGGUGGUCGUCUCCGGCAGCGCCGAGCCGGAGGCCCUCGUCACCGAGCCGCUGCGCGAGCUGCUGCCGCUCCCCUCGGCAUACUGCAGGAGGGGCCAGGACGUGAUGAAGGCCCUGGGGGAGUCCCUGGAGGCGAAGGUGGGGCCACCGGCCGAGCCCCGCUUCGCCGCGGCCUACGCUGCCGCGCUGGCCUGCGCCCGGCGGCAGGGACAGCAGAAGGCCAUCUUCCCCGUGCUCUUCGCCGCGGCGGCGCGGUGGCCCAGCGGGCGCACCCAUUACCAGCCUGGAACAUAUCCCUAUCCCUAUGCUGGGCACCUCCCCAUCACGAUGCCAAUCUCAGGGAUUCCCUUAUUUUUUGAUGGCGCAUCCUUAGGAUUGUCAUCGCCUUUUGGCGUGUCAAUCUUAGGGAUAGGGAUACGUUCGAGGCUGGUAACCCAUGCCGUCGCCGAGCUCAAGGGCAUGGAGUACGGCUGCACGGUGGAUGCCGUGUCGCUGCUCCUGCCGGAGCUGCUCAGGGCCCGCGCCGAGUCCGGCGAGUUCCCCGACUGCGUCCUCCAGGUGGACCAGUACGGAGUUGCACAUGCGCCCUUCGCAUCGGCCCGGUCGCUGCUCGUAGAGCACGGGUUGGGUGACGUGACGGUGAUGGCGCACACUGCGGAUGGCGUCUGGGCCGAGCCUAUCACUGCUCGCGCAUCUAUGCCACAUGCCAAUUAUACAGAGAUGGAAAUGUAG
Molecule: messenger RNA, 1056 nt
Organism: Prorocentrum cordatum
Lineage: Eukaryota; Dinophyceae; Prorocentrales; Prorocentraceae
Source: the annotation of a GenBank genome assembly